Messenger RNA from Ceraceosorus bombacis, 1194 nucleotides. The record is from the annotation of a GenBank genome assembly. NCBI's taxonomy places the organism in Eukaryota, Fungi, Basidiomycota, Exobasidiomycetes, Ceraceosorales, Ceraceosoraceae.
AUGGGUCACAGCCGGCGUCACGGCUUGGAAUUCUGCUGUUGCGUGAGUCAUCCUCCUAGGCUUCCUCUCCGCUUUCUGCCUCGCUUGUCGAAUGGAAUGCUGACCGCGCCACUGAGCUUGCGCAGGCUUUUCCCCUCGUCAAUGCUGGUGCUUAUGUGAUCAUCAUAGAGACAUUUCUGGUCGCGUUGGCCGUGCUCGUGCUGGCACUUGCGCCACCAGCCAUCGUAGCAGCCACUGGCUCCUUACCAGCUGGUUGGCCCAAGUACAUUGUCGCGAUCAUUGCGCUGAUCAUCAUGCUGCUGCAGCCUGUGGGCCUCUUUGCAGUGAUCAAGCAACGACCAUCCCUGUACCGCGGCUAUCUUCGAAUCGCCACCAUACUCGUCUUGGCAGAGAUCCUCGUCACUCUGGCUUUCUUUGCAGUUGCUGCAGCCAGACAUUCGACAGCGCUCGAGUCGUGCAUCGCACUAUAUGCCAAUACUCCACAGGGAGAUGGAGCUGGUUUCAGCACAUCACAGACAGACAAUGCCCUUGAUGGUGUCGGAGACGCGAUCUGCAACGUGUGGAUAUGGAUUCAAGUGGGGUUGAUGGGUCUUCUCAUUGCGCUGGUCGGCAUCACUCAGGUGCGUUUUGGGAUCUGGCAACUAUUCGCGCCAGCGCAGCCCCUGCUUUGAUCUCGGAGUGGUUCCGGACCUUCUCUGACCCUUCAGUCUGCUCCUCAUUCAGCUGUACAUGCUCUAUGCCCAGCGCACAUACGGACAGCGUCAAAGAGAGGCCUCUUUGGCGCACAAGUCAUACAAUGGCGGGCCUCACGAAGGCAUUCCGCUCGCUGCUCGAGACUCGGAGGUGUGGGGAUCUGCAGCCGGUCCCGAGGAAUACGGAUCCUAUCCUUCUCAUCGCGGUCAAGCUUCCGAGCCAUAUGCAUCUCGCAACGUCGGAGCUGGGGUGGGUGCAGGCAGGAACGCGUACAACGAUCCGGGCAGCCCUCCCCACUCUCCAACGGGCGUGGGAUCAUACAGCGCCGCGGCGUACAAUCACCCUGCUCCUUAUGGACAGCAGCCGUACGGCUAUGGAGGUGGAGCUUACGAUCAGAGCUCUUACGACGACCAGUACGCAGCGCGAGGAUACGAUUCCUAUGAGCCUCAAGAGGCUCAUCGAAGAAAUGAUGGUGCUAUCAGGUACCAUGCGGACGUCUAG